AUGUGCAUCUUUACUGAUUACCUCUACGCCUGCAAUCACCGAUUCGCCAAGCACUCAUUCUGCACUCACCCUUGUGCCAAUUCCGAAGACUUCCAUGGCCACGGCCUUAGCAAGAUAAAUCCCAUGAGCAGCAGCCAGAACUGUCCAGACAAACAAACGAAGGAGAUCGUCUUUCGGUUCGCCUGCCCUAAAUGCUGCAAAAAACAUUCCAAAGAUCCAGAUACAGCUCCCAUAUUCAUCAACGACGAGCUCUGGCAACUUUCCGAGGUUAGAUCACGUGGCGAGCAGCUAUGCACCAUAGAUUCCUGGGUAGAGUCCAGUAGCUAUGACGAGUCUUGGGGCAAACGCAGCGUCAGUCCGAAAGGUAGGUCUGGCAGUGGAGCUCGAACGCUGAAGAACGUCGCGCGAAACGUGCUGGGUCGGGUGAAGAAGACUUUGCUGCGGGAUCGUGAGCCUGAUGAUGGGUUCACGGAGAAGGAGAUUGAAGAGCUAUUUGUUGAAGAUCCACGACGGGAAGGUAGGCGACCCCUCCAAGCAUCGAUGGGCUCGGCGAGUCUUGGUACGAAAGUGAUUAAGGGAGAUAGAUAG
Endocarpon pusillum Z07020 is the source of this 588-nucleotide messenger RNA. RefSeq lists its product as uncharacterized. NCBI's taxonomy places the organism in Eukaryota, Fungi, Ascomycota, Eurotiomycetes, Verrucariales, Verrucariaceae. The transcript has a single exon. The record is from RefSeq and is a predicted model, not a curated record. Bases 1 to 588 code for a protein of 195 amino acids.